Messenger RNA from Rotaria sordida, 686 nucleotides. Lineage: Eukaryota; Metazoa; Rotifera; Eurotatoria; Philodinida; Philodinidae. The record is from the annotation of a GenBank genome assembly.
UGUAUAUUUUCGAUGUGUACACCCUUGGAUGGCUUUGUUCAAAUUUUGUUUUUAAGAUUAGGAGUUUUUUGGAAAAAUAAAAAUUAUACAGAAGGAUAGAGUGCUUAGUGCUGAUUUGAAAUAUUUAAUUAGAAUUUUAAAAAUCUUUUUUUAUGACAGAGAAAAGUGUACUUCCAGGGUUCGAAUAUAUCCAUAUUUUACCUCACUACCUGGACGUAAAGACAUAGGCCUAUCUCAGUAAGUAAGAGUUCAUUUGGAAAAAUUGAAAUGAAUAAAUAUGAGCCAAGGUGCAAAAUACAAAAUAAUAAUAUUAAAACAACAUUUUAUGGGGGUGACAGAUUUCGACUUUUAUCGUGCGUGGUCUUGUCAAUUCCAAAGGGGACAGCGCACUGAAAAGAAUCCUUCUAGUCUUAACAUGACUGAGAUACCAUCCCGGAUUCGUAAGCUUGGAUGAAUUUAAUGAUAUUUACAUCGAUGUAUAUACUCUAUCUCUUUUGUUUUUUUUUAGUUAUAUUUGGUCUGGUUUAAUUGUGAUUAUUGGUAUUUAUCUUAAUAUUUAUAGUCGACAUCAAACUGCAUUUAAUACUAAAAUAGCAUCAUUAAUGACUAGGUUAUUUAAUUCUCGUUGGUGGCCAAAUAUUUUAACACCAUCAAUAACAACAAUAAGCAAAACAUUACCUGUUUGA